UCACCGAAGAAGAAGACACGACGGAAGUGCAAUGGAAAACAUGGCGGCGUCCUCUGUUGACACAUUUAGGGCAACUCGAUUACAGUCCCCGACGCUUUCCCAGUGUCCGCACUGACACUUUGGACACAUCGCCGAGCGACAGCUGGUGUUGUAUGUAGUAUGUGGCAAGACAAGUCUCUAAACAUGUUGACCCACUUCCUGAGCUGCUGUAUAACCCUGCAGCCAGUGUGGAGGAGGCGGCCCGGCUGUAGAUUCAUGUCAUCAUCGGGACCCCCGUGGAGGCUCCUGUUCUUUGGCUCUGAUCAGUUCGCUGUGGAAUCUCUAAAACUCCUCACAUCCAGCAGGAGUUCCAGUGAAAGGAUAGUGGAGUCCCUUGAAGUUGUUACUUUGUCUGGUGACGUCCCAGUGAAGAGAUUUGCUCAACAGAACCAACUUCCAGUCCACAGCUGGCCCCCUGACAACGUGGACGGACAGUUUGAUGUUGGGGUGGUGGUGUCUUUUGGCUGUUUACUCCAUGAGAGACUGAUCAACAAGUUUCCAUACGGAAUUUUAAAUGUUCACCCCAGCCUGCUGCCUAGGUGGCGAGGACCAGCACCCAUCUUCCACACCAUCAUGCAUGGUGACACUGCGACAGGGGUCACCAUCAUCCAGAUCCGCCCUCAUAGGUUUGACGUGGGUCCCAUUCUCCACCAGGAGCUUCAUCAGGUCCCUGAGAACUGUACUGCUGAGGAGCUUGGAGCUGCUUUAGCCACAAAGGGAGCACAUCUGCUGAUUGAUACGCUCAUGACACUGCCUGAGAGACUGGCACAUAAAAGGGAGCAAAAACAGACAGGUGCAACCUUUGCCCCGAAAAUCAAUGCAUCCAUGAGCUGGAUAGUGUGGGAGGAACAGACUUGUGACCAAAUUGAUCGUCUGUAUCGUGCCAUCGGAUCUCGGAUACCUUUGAAGACCACAUGGAUGGGCAGGACAAUAAAACUUCUGGAUUUUGUAGGAAAAUGUCACAUUUCAUUAUUAGAUCAAAGACGGAAACUGGUCCCUGGCUCAUUGAGCUAUCAGAAGGAGUCCAACACUCUGGCUGUCUGCUGCAAGGAUGGCUGGGUGGGAUUCAAGGCAGUGCUCCUGAAAAAAAGGCUGACAGCGGCUGACUUCUUUAAUGGCUACCUGCAUCAGACAGUGCAGAAGAAGACACCCUAUCAGACAACCGAAGCUCUGUUUGUCAGCAGAAAACAAGCAACUGAGGAGCAUCAGAUGUCAACGUCAACGUUGUGAUGCAACAACAAUUUGUUUUUUCCUUAAUGUGAACACUGCAGACAUGAUUUUACCUAUUGGAAUUUACUGAAGUGAAUGUGUUACUCUUGUCUGUUUUAAGACAUCUGCAUGUACAG
Molecule: messenger RNA, 1385 nt
Organism: Sander lucioperca (pikeperch)
Lineage: Eukaryota; Metazoa; Chordata; Actinopteri; Perciformes; Percidae
Gene: mtfmt
Product: mitochondrial methionyl-tRNA formyltransferase
Exons: 9
Coding region: 160-1269 (369 amino acids)
Biological process (GO): conversion of methionyl-tRNA to N-formyl-methionyl-tRNA; biosynthetic process
Cellular component (GO): mitochondrion
Molecular function (GO): methionyl-tRNA formyltransferase activity
Source: RefSeq, a predicted model, not a curated record